Molecule: messenger RNA, 1070 nt
Organism: Toxoplasma gondii ME49
Lineage: Eukaryota; Apicomplexa; Conoidasida; Eucoccidiorida; Sarcocystidae
Exons: 2
Coding region: 544-846 (100 amino acids)
Source: RefSeq, a predicted model, not a curated record
UCUGCCGUACGCAAACGUGAGACGCGUGGGGUGUACAGACAGUCCCGGAGGCAGCUCGUAGAACAGCAGAUACACGGACCCACCACCAUUUCCACCUUUUCCUCUCUCCGUUCGAAAUACAUCUUCGCUUCCGCGUCCUUCGUUCUUCAUGAACACACAUUGUUACGAGUGCCACAACACAGAUACUCUACUUCCGAAGUUACGUACUUGUGCAUGCAACCGUGUGUGCGUCAAGCACUCGGAGGCUCUUUGCCUCAGAUGACGACGGCGACCGACAGAGACUUUCCUCUUGCUUUGUUUUCCUUUCUGUGAGUUUCGCUUCCUCUGACACUGGCUAGAAAGGAACAGAGAAGAGCAUGCACCCAGAGAAAAAAGGACAACGAGGGACCAAGGCCUGUCGACUGUGCUCCCGAGUUCUUCAGGGUCGCUGAUUCCGCCACCGCAGUCGACUCUGCUCUAAGAGUAGCGUUCGGCGCUGCGUCUCAAAGAUUCAGUCUAAGCCGACGUUUCUCCAAGAAUGGGCGCGACCUCCGAUGUCGUGAAAUGCUCAGUCGCCUCUGUGUUCCCCGACCUCAUCGAGCCGCUCCCCUCCACGCUGAAGUGUACAUACACAUCGGGGGGAGAGUCGCAGAGUGCGCGGCUCUUUCUCCCCAGCUAGCGGGCGGGGGCGACGUCGCUGGGUGGGUUGAGGGCGAGCUUUCUGCGUUUCCUUCAAUAUUUCCCGGACUCCUCUCCAGCUCCGCUCUGCGGAUGCAGUCCGCACGCUCUUUUGCAGAGAAGGCAGAAGAAGGAGAGGAAAAGCGCCUGGAGUCAGCGAGAGAGAACGAGAGGGUGAAAAGAAGCUGAGGGAGAAGAGGAUAAGAGAGCGGAGGGCGCAAGGCGGCGAGCAGGAGGGAGAACAAGAGAGAGACGAAGAGAGAGGCAGAUGGUGACCCCUGCCUGUAGAAGAGAAAUCUUUGAGGACGGAGAAGAGAGAGGGGCAGCUCGGGCACCCCAGUGCGCGUUCUGAAGCGUCCUGAAGGCACCGCGUCGCUCUGUCUUCUCUCCUCUCCCUCUUCUGCUUUUCCUGC